Molecule: messenger RNA, 1236 nt
Organism: Sinocyclocheilus rhinocerous
Lineage: Eukaryota; Metazoa; Chordata; Actinopteri; Cypriniformes; Cyprinidae
Exons: 3
Coding region: 30-665 (211 amino acids)
Source: RefSeq, a predicted model, not a curated record
CAGUCAUUACAGAAACUGUAUGAAGAGUGAUGGCUCCUGUUGAGGAGGGUCUUGUCAGCUGGUUAUCAGGUUGUUCUUCCUCCCUUCAGAUUAGCGUUGUGUCAGCCCUCUUCAUCGUCAUUUAUGUCACAGUCUACAGCCUUUGUACAAGCUGUUUCAGUAUAUCUGACAGCGUUUCACCCAGGUAUUUGCACAGACGAGAGAAAACAAAUAUUCCAUCUGCACCUCAACAAAAUAAACUACCUGAGUCCCAGAGUGUUGAAUAUAUGCCAGAUGCCAAGGAUCUAACUGAUCAUAUAUACUCACUCGUGGAGGCUCAACUGAAUGAGGAAAAUCCUUAUGAGUGCAUUAGUGAGCCUCCAUUACAGCCUCCAUCUGACAAAGCUGAAGGGGAGAAUGAGAGCCCUUCUCCAGCAAUGACAAAGCCUGAUGAUAAUCACUCCGUCUCAGCCCCCAACAAACCAGUAAACAAGCAGGCAGUGGAGCAGCCUGAUGCUUUACCUCAACAUCUGACCAACUCAGAACCGACUGCUGUCUAUGCUGCAGUGAACUGGAAAACCAAGAGUCAGAAGAACAUAGCACCUCUGUUUGAUACGGAUACUGUGGUUGAUAUGAGUGAUAUUGCUAAGGAGGCUGUCCCUCCUAUUCCAGACAAACAUUUCUAGUAUGACAGAAGGCCAACAUUUUAAUUUAAAAUACAUUAUGUGUAUUUAUUCACAUUUUGCAAGCCUUAAAACAAACUUGCAACACAAAUGUUGUUAAAAAUAAAUAUUUUUUUAUUUAUUUGCUUUUUAUCAUGUGAACUAAUAAAUUUGUCCAUUCAUUGCCAUAACUUCAUAUAAAACUAUAAAGGAAGUCAACCAUGUCUGGGUUAUUGUAGGUCAGUGUGAGUCACAUGACACAAUGCCUUGAGCCAGUACCCAGACUGGAUUCAGAGACUGAAACCCAACAUGCUUGUGCUGUCCAGACCUAAAAUCCCCUUUGGAAGAUGAAGUCCGUCGGGCACGGCUGCCGACAGAAGAAAGCUUAUAAUCCCCAGACAUCAUUACAUGAUGAAUGCUUUCUUCUAAAUGUCUGUUUGUAAAUACACAAUGCUGAAUAUUUACGAAAUAGACCAAAUGAUGUAGGUGAAAGGUGACACGUCAAUGGACUGCUCUGGAAACUGCAGAAUGCUGUCUAAACUGGGCAGUUACCUUAGAAUGACUUAAAAUAAUCUGUCUGUCUGUCUAUUCACAC